AGACCAUGCUGAGAACCAGCUUCACUGCAGUGACAGAGCAAUCAUAGACUCUGAAGCUCUAGAAUACUACAGACACUGUGAACAGCACAAAGGAUCCCGUCUCAUCGUCUCUCACCAUGUGCAUAGGACUGGAAUCACUGCCUAGCACAUGUCUGGAGAGGGCAAAGGAACUCAAAGCUCUCUUUGGAAGUUUCCUACAGAAGCCAGAUCUGAGCAUCAUCGGUCACUCACACAAGACCGACAAACUAAGGUUAAAUAAGAGUGAACCAUUAAAAUGGAAGGAGUCGUUUGAGAACCUGCUGUCCAACCAAAAUGGACUGUGCUUGUUCCGUGCUUUCCUGGUGUCGGAGUUUAGCGAGGAGAACAUAGCUUUCUACCUGGCCUGUGAAGACUACAGGAUAACCAAGCCCUCCUCAAAGCUAUCGGCUACAGCUAAGAAGAUCUAUGAGGAGUAUGUCUGCAGUGAUGCACCAAGAGAGGUCAACCUCGACCAUGAGACCAAAGCCAUCACCAAGAAGAAUCUGGAACACCCCAGCCAGUCCUGUUUCAGCCUGGCCCAGGAGAAGAUCUACGCCCUGAUGGAGAAAGACUGCUACCCUCGCUUCCUCAAGUCCCCCACCUACCUGGAGAUCAGUCGGCAGGUCAAAUCCGGUUAAGACCAUUUAUGGCUUGUUAAGACUGGUUAAGGCUGGUUGAAGCUUGUUAAGACUGGUUAAGGCUGGUUGAGGCUUGUUAAGACUGGUUAAGGCCAACUUGCAGGUGGUGAAUGAGACACGAAGAAGAAGUCCAUGGGAGACAUGCUGAAAAGGACACACUGGAAACCAGGUGGUCUCACUAGGGUCCUCCUCAGUGGAGGAAGGGUCCUGUGCUGCUGGGUCAAACGUAUGGAGGGGGGGACUGAAGAUGUAUACUAGAUUGAACUGGAAGUCAGUCGGAAGUUGACACUGGAAAUCUUGUCUGUGGCCUAGGAAAGAAGGCCGCUCACUGUGAAGAUUGGAGUAUCGAAGUCUGUAAAAGAGGUCUGUGAAGAUUGAGGUAUCUAAGUCUGUAAAAGAGGUCUGUGAAGAUUGAGGUAUCUAAGUCUGUAGGUCUGUGAAGAUUGAGGUAUCUAAGUCUGUAGGUCUGUGAAGAUUGAGGUAUCUAAGUCUGUAGGUCUGUGAAGAUUGAGGUAUCUAAGUCUGUAGGUCUGUGAAGAUUGAGGUAUCUAAGUCUGUAGGUCUGUGAAGAUUGAGGUAUCUAAGUCUGUAGGUCUGUGAAUAUUGAGGUAUCUAAGUCUGUAAAAGAGGUCUGUGAAGAUUGAGGUAUGGAAGUCUGUAAAAGGUGAACAUGUGUCUUGAGGUCAAAGACACAUGAAGAAGUUCAUGGUCAUGGCGUUUGAGCAGAAAGAACAAUGUGAUGGAAAAGGACUGCUUUGCACAAUCACUGAGAAGGUGUUAUAGUUUUGUAUUGUCUGAUGCCUGUCUAUUUAUUUGGGUAUUUAUUAGCAGUCAUUUUGUUAUAGAAAUGUUAUUGAAAUGUUAUUGAAAUGUUUGUACUGUAGAGUGCACUGGACAGCACUGUCCUGUACCGUUCCACAACAUUUUUUAUAUUUAUGUGUACAUUUUUUAUACCCAGAACUCCUUAUGUGAGAGGAAAUUAUUUGAAUAAAAUCGGAAACUAUAUAAAACAACA
Molecule: messenger RNA, 1671 nt
Organism: Oncorhynchus mykiss (rainbow trout)
Lineage: Eukaryota; Metazoa; Chordata; Actinopteri; Salmoniformes; Salmonidae
Product: regulator of G protein signaling 5
Source: RefSeq, a predicted model, not a curated record